AUGCCUGGACUCCCCUCCAGCAUCGAUCUUGACGAGUGCAUAUCGAGACUCUACCAAAAGGAACUGCUUGCCGAAUCCGUCAUCGAGGCGAUAUGCGCAAAGACGAAAGAGAUGCUCAUGAAGGAGAGCAACGUCGUGCACAUCCAAGCUCCAGUCACCGUCGUUGGAGACAUCCACGGCCAGUUCUUUGACCUUCUCGAGAUAUUCAAGAUCAGCGGGCCAUGUCCAGACACAAACUACCUCUUCCUCGGCGACUACGUUGAUCGCGGCCUCUUCAGUGUCGAGACCAUCUCUCUCCUGGUCUGUCUCAAACUCCGCUACCCUCAACGCGUUCACCUGAUCCGCGGCAACCACGAGUCCCGAGGUGUGACACAAUCCUACGGCUUCUACACUGAAUGUAGCCGCAAAUACGGCAACGCCGCUGUCUGGCACCACUUCACCGACAUGUUCGACUACCUCUCCCUGUCUUGCGUCAUCGACGACAAAAUCUUCUGCGUCCACGGUGGUCUGUCGCCCAGCAUCCAUAGCAUCGAUCAGAUCAAGAUCAUCGACCGCUUCAGAGAGAUUCCGCACGAAGGUCCCAUGGCCGACUUGGUCUGGAGCGACCCGGACGCCGACCGCGACGAGUUCUCGCUGAGUCCAAGAGGAGCUGGUUAUACAUUUGGUGCCCAAGUCGUCAAGAAGUUCCUCGAGGUCAACUCCAUGACACACAUUCUUCGUGCCCAUCAACUCUGUAAUGAAGGUUACAUGGUCAUGUUCGACGACAGGUUGUCAACUGUCUGGAGUGCUCCCAACUACUGCUAUCGAUGUGGAAACAAGGCCAGUGUCCUCGAGGUUAGCCCGACUGGAGAGAGGAAAUGGAACGUCUUCGAUGCUGCUCCCGAAAACGAAGUCCACCGCAUCGAACAACAAAACCAGCACAACAACGCUGGCUCAGAUCCGGUGAGGGACUAUUUCUUGUAG
Molecule: messenger RNA, 963 nt
Organism: Aureobasidium subglaciale EXF-2481
Lineage: Eukaryota; Fungi; Ascomycota; Dothideomycetes; Dothideales; Saccotheciaceae
Exons: 3
Coding region: 1-963 (320 amino acids)
Biological process (GO): peptidyl-serine dephosphorylation
Cellular component (GO): FAR/SIP/STRIPAK complex
Molecular function (GO): protein serine/threonine phosphatase activity
Source: RefSeq, a predicted model, not a curated record